This is a messenger RNA of Diabrotica balteata, 6437 nucleotides long. The record is from the annotation of a GenBank genome assembly. Lineage: Eukaryota; Metazoa; Arthropoda; Insecta; Coleoptera; Chrysomelidae.
GAAGUGACAAGCAUUGUUAAAAACCACUUGAGCUUUUGUUUAUUUGCUUUUGAGCACAUUUACAUGAGUUUCUUUUAUGUUAAAAACCAUGCACAACGAUGAAAAAGACUUAGACUACCGCAAUAAAAAGCAGCCUUGUAGGUAUUAUUUAUUAUGGCAGCCUCAGCUUGUGAUAUAGAAGAAUUCCUUACAGGACCCCUUGUAAAAUGGCUCUCUACUUGUGUCAAGAGGCCCGAAACCUUGCAAGUAUACGAAACAUUUUUCGACGGAGCCCCAAUCAACGAGGUGCUUCUUCAAAUAGACCCCGAACCGUCGCAACCAGUGCCUUCCACUUCAAAUUUACAAGGUCUCAGUAUAACGGCAGCUAGGACGAAGAUCUUCCAUUGCAUUAUAAAGAAUAUAAGAACUGUGUAUGAAGAUGAAUUGGGACAGAUCGUAAUUUCUGUUCCUGAUUGUGUGAUAUUGGGCAGAGCACCUGCUUCUCAUACAGCUCUAGAGCAGCUGAAGCUGUUGAUUUUGCUCUUGCUAGGGUGUGCAGUGCAGGGGCCCACAAAGGAGAUAUUUAUAUCCAAAAUUAAGGAGCAAUCUCUUGAUGAUCAACAUGACAUUGUUGAAUGUAUUAAAAGGGUUACUGAUGACCAAUGCAUAGUCCUCACCCUAGAUUGGACAGAUCAAGAGCCACAGAAACUAUACUACCACAUAAGAAAUCUUACAGGAGAAAGAGAAAAACUGGUUCAGCAAUGGGUCACAGAUUUAGGCCAGGAAACAACAUCUUUAGGCUCUGCACAAAAUGCAAGCAACCAGGGAGUAGAGUCAAACCAUUUGGCUGUGGAGCUGGCAGAUUGGAAAGCCAGGAUGAGGAAACAGAGACAGGAACUGGAGGAAAAGACUGAAAUUUUAGCAGAAUGCAAGGAAGAAUUGGAACAUGCCAAGAAUUUGGUAGCAAAACUUAAAUCUGAUAAUUCGGAAUUACUAACAGAAGCCAGAAGAGUGAAAGCUUACAGAGAUGAAGUAGAUUCUAUGAGAGAGAAAAUUGAAAGGGCAGACAGGCUGGAAAUUGAAGUCCAACGUUACAGGGAAAGACUUGCAGAUGCAGAAUUCUAUAAAGUUAGAGUGGACGAACUUAGAGAGGACAAUAAAGUACUUUUGGAAACCCGGGAAAUGCUGGAAACUCAGUUGGCAAGGGCGAGGCAAAGAGGCGAUCAUAUGUUGGAGUUAGAAGCAGAGUUGUUGACCGCAAAGCAAGCAAUCAAUGAUAUCGUGCUGGAGAGAGAUGCAGCUAAAGAAAAGAUCCAGGAGCUACUAGAUGAAAAUCUACAACUUCAGCAGCUCACUAAGGCUGCUCUUCAAGAAUCCACCUGUCUUAACACCUCUCUCGAUUCAGAUAUAGAAGAAUCAAACUCAGGUGAUAACAGCUUGUCAGAACAACUCACCAGUAAUGCUCAGGCGCGAGCUUUGAAGCUUGAACUAGAAAACAAACGCCUAUUAUCAACCAUAGAUGCUCUAAAAGAGAACAGUUUCUUAGAAAGUGCUAGUAAGAUCUUAGAACUGGAAAAGGAGAAGAAAAAAUUGGCGAUUAGGUGUGAGCAGUUGGAGGAAAGCUGUGACAGGCUGACUCAGCAGAAUGGAGAACUGGAGAAUCUGUUUAAGAAUGCCAUACAGGAGACUAGAAAAUUACAAGACUCCUUGGAAACUCAAAAGGUUAUAUCUGAGAGGCAGAACCAAGAACUGAGCAAUGAACGUGCCCGUAUUGGCGAAAUGGAAAACAACAUCGAGCAUGUUACAAAAGAAAAGCAAAGAGUUCAACUUUUGUGUGAUACGAUCAAAAAACGCGCUGAUGACGCCGAAAAAUCUCUUUCUGAAGUAUCUGAACAACUUUUGGUUCUUCAAGCAGAAUCUGAUAAGUGGAAAGAGUUUGAAAAGUCCGCCAGUAAGAUGAAAGAAAGGGUAGAGAUGUUGGAGAAGGAAAAUAACAACAUGACGAAGGAGAUUGGUAGGCUGAAAGAGGUUUUAGAGACUAAAGAUGUGUGUGUUGAUGAGUACACAGACAAAAUUAACAGGCAAGAGAAAGACAUCGAACGAAUGACCAAAGAAAAUAAAGACUUGAAUAUACAGGUAGAAAAGUUGCAAGAACUAGAGAAAAAAGCUCAAGAAUUAAUUUCACAAUCUUCCAUUAAUAAGGAAACAAUAGCGAUGCUGCAAAAAGAUCUCGUUAACGAAAAAGUUACCAGUGAGAAACUGAAGAACAAUCUGGAUAAGUUGGGAUUGAAUGCCGAGGUACUGGACCAUGAUGUUGCCGUUGUGAUAGAGAAGAUGUUGGAUAAUAAUGAAUUAUUGAAAAUUAUUGGUCCUAUGGUGAAAGAUCUCCUGGGAGAAACUGAGAUGGUAAGACAGAGCGUAGUGGAGGAAAGAGACAACCAGUGUGAAAAGCUUCUGGCAGAGAUAUCUAACCUACAAAUAUCCAAUGACAUUCUACAAAAUGAAAACGCAACAUUAAAAGUUGACGUUUCCACCCUAAGGUCCCAAAUUAACUCCCUACAAACUCAACAGACAGCUCUGCAGCUCGCUAACAGUCAAUUGGUGGCUGAAAAAGAUGAGUUAUGUAAAAAACAGCAACUACAAAAUAACCAACAUGACACUCUUCUGUUGGACCAAGUGACCCUCAGAACCAUCCACGAACAGCUAAGUUUGGAGUAUGAGGAAGCCAAAAACGAACAAGAGAACCUCAAAAAAGUUGCGAGAGACUUACGAUCAGAAAUGAGGUCUAUCAAAGAAAGGAAUAGUAAUUUGGAAAGCAAAAUCGCCGAUCUGGAAGCCGAGAAGGAUAUUUUAAAGAAUGACGCUAAGAGUUUAGGAAAUUUGAGAGCAGAACAUUCAAAAUUGAAGGACGAUUUUAGAAACCUCUUCACGGCCAGCGAGAGACUAAAACAGGAAUAUCGAGCUGUACAAGAAGAAUUAAAAAAUUUGCGAACUGAAUCCAGAAAUCUGAGGCUGGGCAGAACAGAAAUGCAGGGCGAGCUCAAUCUUAGGUCCGACAGAAUGGCAGGUUUACAGUUAGAUAAUGCCAAGCUGCAGCAAAAAUGUGACAUGUUAUUUGAAAUGAACCACUCCUUGGACUCUGACAGAAGAGCACUCAUGGACCACGUUUCGCAGCUCCUAUCCCAAUAUCACUCUCUUCUAACCCAUUCGCUAGAAGACAAACAACACUACCACAUUGAAGAAAAACUUUACACCGACAAAGUCAAUAACCUAUGUAGACAAAAAGAAAAGCUAGAGGAGAAGAUUAUGGAACAUUAUAGGAAGCUCGAUAACGCAUCUUCUAAAAAGAAAGGAUUUGGUGCAACAUUGGUACGGAGAGUAAGAAAAGCUGGUUCAGAUAUCAUCAACAAAGUACCAAGUCGAAAUCGAAGAUCUUGGCAUGAAGAUACAGCAGCUCGAUUGACCCAAUCUCAGCUCACUCUUUUACAUGACGGGUCUGGAGAAUCUAACGGCAAUAAUUCGGAUAAUAGUAACGAAGAAACUCCUGUACAUAGGGUGGAACCUUUCAAGAGGAGUGUAUCAGGUGGGGGAAGCCUUCAUGGCCAUAAACCAAGGGAUGAGGUGGCCAUGAGGAGGUCUUCAUACAGAGACUUAACGUCUCAUAGAAAUAGUGUCGCUGGCGAUCAAAUGUUCACGCAAGACCCCAAUUUGAGCCUCGGCUCAGUAGGUACCCGUCGUACCGUGUAUCUCUCGGAAGAAGACAGCACUCCGGUACCACCUUUGCCGCCAAACAACCGCACGUCCAACACCCCUCCUAUGCUGGUAUACAACAGGAUUUCUACAGUGAUCGGGGAACCCCAACGAGUAUCUACGCCCCAACCGCAACACACCGAAGAAGUUACUAAGGAAACGGCCAAUGGGGAGAGGGAGAAGCCCGCGAAAAGCGCCAAGGAGACGGCAGUAUGGUAUGAGUACGGGUGUGUCUGAUAGAUCAAUGGAAACUAGAGGAAAUGUAUUUAUUUUUGGAGCAUUUAAAAGAGGGAAGAGAUAGAUUUUAAAAAUGACAAGAAUUGAAAAUGUUAAAAACAAUUUUUUAUACUGAAACUGAAAAUACCGAAAUUUUUUAGAAGUUGAGAAAUAAAUUUUCAAUUUUUGUUGGUUUUUUCAACAAAACAAUCAAAAAUUUCGACUGUGAAAAAGUAUUUCCGAUUAAAUUCGACAAUACCAAAAUUUAGCUAUAAUUAUUUAUAAUGCUGCUGCUAAAAAUGUUUUUAUUAUAUAAGGAGCAACGUUUAGACCAUAAGUGUUCCAUAUUUUCGAAUAAUCGCACUUUUAACACAUACGUUACACAUUAUUUUCCUAUAAACUCCGGUAAACUAGUCAAUAACAAAGAAAUCAGAAAUUCUGGAACUGGUAACUGACUUGUUAUCAAUUACUUGGCUUUCAAUGUUAUUAAUGGUAAUUGGAGGGAUCAGAAUACAAGUGAACCAAGUUCAUUUUAUCUACAUUUGAGCUACAGAGGUUUAAAGUUAAAGCUUCCUAACAAAAUUACCUGUAAACAUUUUUAAAAGUAUAUAUUCAAGAUAAAAAGGUCAAGAAGUAACUUAGACAUUUACAUUGCUUUUAUUGGAGAAAUUUCAUGUAAUAACCCCAAAAAAUGCAAAAGUGGACGGUUCAAAUAUAUUCUGAAGAAUUUUAGGAUAAUGGACCAACACCCAAGUGUUGUUAAUACACUUUAUUUUUUACAUCUACUUGGAGAUCAUAUUAGAAAUAUUAAAACACUUUUUUAGGUGAAAUUAAAAGUUAAUUGACAAAAAAACGAAUCGUCGGUGUUAUUUCCUUCAGUCGCUUCGUUGUCCUGAGUUUGACUAGUUGGCUGAUUCCCUGAAAGGUUUCUGAAGUAUCCAUGAUGAAUAGGGGUAUGGAAGGCAGCAGAGGCAGCAUGUCUCCCUUUUUUUAAAUCAUUUGUCUUGUGGUUGGGUAAAGCUGACCCUGCUGUACAGUCUACAAGGUUUGCACUUCCACGGGCUUUCCAGGCAUUUUUUUACUGUACGGUUUCCAGAUUUCCAAGGUUACGAACUUCGAAAUUUCACUGAAAGAUUUAUUUUUAUUUGGAAAGCCGCUCCUUUUUUAAACCUCAACCAUCGUAUUAUAAGCCAAUUGAUUUGCCUACAUUCAGUGUCCUUUUCCUGUUUGUGAUUGAAUCUUCGAGAGGUUUUGUGCUUAAAAACUCUUCUCGUUGUAAUUUUACAACUUCAAACUGAGGCUUUUUCACUUUUGUAGUUUUAGUGAUAUUGUACCAGUCAUCAGUCACAUUGAUGGUCCUAAGUUUCUUGGCUGCUCUCUCUAUUAAUCCGAAUUCAGUAUCAUUGGGAAUGAAUGAGUGGCCUGGUAUCAUAAAUUUUAAAUCAAUUGUUUCGACAUCCAAUAGAGGGGCUCGAACAAGUUUCAGUAGAGUAUGGCUAGUUUUUAUAUUCCUCUUUUGUUCAGUGCAUGAGUCAGAAAACAUAACGUUGUCUUUGAACGACCUAUCAUGUUCAUACAAAUGUUCCCUAAACCACGAAACUAGAUCUUCAGAACCCGUUUCGCCAAUAGUCUUAUCCUAGAUGUGAAUAUAGGUAUAUAUGUAACAAGCGAGUCUUCUACAGCUGGCGCCGCUUCUCGCAUCCUAAUUUCCAGCGUUUUCUGUCGAAGCAAUCUUCAGUUGUUAGAUCUCUGGCGGUCAUUGCAUCGUCGACAUCGUCUCUCCAGGAUCGUCUUGGUCUACCUCGUUUUCUUCUAGUUGGCGGAGUCCAUUCUUCUAUUUUUUUGGCCAUCUAUUUUCCGGCAUUCUCUGAAGGUGUCCAUACCAGUUAAGUCUUUUGGCUUCGAUUGUGUCUAUUAUGUCUAGAUCGAUUUCCAUUUCUCUCCGAAUAUCUUCGUUUCUCACCCUAUCAAGUCUAGUGAGCUGGCAACAUCGUCUCCAGUAAUUCAUUUCCAUGAAUAUAGGUAGUGUUGUUAUUAAAACAAUGAAUGCCAAAGUUGUAGAUAUAAAGUAGAGGUAAUGGAUUUUAAAAAGAGCUAUGAGUCAUGCCGAUUUAGCACAAAAGUUUACCUGUUAUUUACAAGGUCACAGCUCUUGUCAAAAUCCAUUACCAUUAAGCUAGUUGUAAAUUUGGGAAAAGAAUUUCAAAUGUGCAAACAUAUUGGUCCUGCGGGGCUUCCGCGGCAUCUUUUUUCAGUUCUGCUCGCCUUAAGUGCAGUUCUCUUUCUAACUUUAAGUCGGCUGUUCUUUUCAAUAGUUUCAGCACGGAUUAUUAAAAUAACUUGUCACAGUUGCUGCAAGUGUCCUUUGAAGGAGGUUUAAAGUGCAAUUUAAAUUUUUGGCUAAAGAUUUGGUAGUGAUAUUUUUCUUUCACAGGAUUUCUGUUCUCACAUUUCUGUUUGUAUAAUUCAUACAUUUUUUUAAUAUUCAAAUC